Molecule: messenger RNA, 380 nt
Organism: Microtus ochrogaster (prairie vole)
Lineage: Eukaryota; Metazoa; Chordata; Mammalia; Rodentia; Cricetidae
Product: keratin-associated protein 3-1
Cellular component (GO): keratin filament
Molecular function (GO): structural molecule activity
Source: RefSeq, a predicted model, not a curated record
AAAGUGAUGAAGCUGUCUGUGCAAUGACACCUGUGAGGAGUCCCCAUUUGACAGCAAAACAACCCGAAUCCCUUUUAUGAGCCAUGGCCUGCUGUGUUGCCCGCUGCUGCAGUGUCCCCACCAGCCCUGCCACCACCAUCUGCUCCUCUGACAAGUCCUGCCGCUGUGGAGUCUGCCUGCCCAGCACCUGCCCACAUGAGAUCAGCCUCCUGCAGCCUACCUGCUGUGACCCCUGCCCCCCACCCUGCUGCCAACCUGAAGUGUACGUGCCAACCUGCUGGCUGCUCAACUCUUGCCACCCAACUCCCGGCCUGAGCGGCAUCAACCUGACCACCUACGUCCAGCCUGGCUGUGAGAGUCCCUGUGAGCCCUGCUGUUAA